GCUUCCGAUUAACAGGAUUUAUGUGUUAUUGACGACUGGUCACACUCCAAGCUCAUGUUUUUGCUGAAAAUUUUCGCUUCGCUUUUAUUUCGUCAUAAAAACAAAGUGUGCCUGGAAGAUAAAAACCGGUAAUCGCUGCUAAUACGUUUUAUUGACGGUUAGAAAAGAAUACUGCGCAAGAUGGGCCGCCGAUGCUGCGUGGCCAACUGUCCCUCGACAUCGCGUCUUCUGGAGCACCACGGCGUCACCUACCAUUCGUUUCCCCUUGACCCCGUCAUCCGUGCCAUUUGGAUCAAGAACUCCCGAAUCAGCCUCGGCCGCCAGAUCACGAAAAGCGUGCUUGUCUGCUCGCGGCACUUUCGCCGGCUGGACUUCAACACCAUCCGCAAUGGCAAGUACCUGCUGAAACCGCGUGUCUUUCCAACAGUGUUCCCCUGGGGCAAAAUGGAUGCCUCCGAGAUUGAGGCCGAUCACCGGGCGCUGCAGCAGGCCAAUGUAGAGGGUGCGGUCAACCAGGGCGCAGCCCACACCUCCGCCAACGAGGACGUAAUCAAGGCCACUGUAGACCAGAUUGUGGCCCAAAUAUUGUCGGAAUCAGCAGAGCGCAGUGCCGCGGAAGCUUCUAAAAAGGAGAAGGACAAGGAAGCCCCGGCUCAGACCUCACCACCAGACACCAGCAGCACACCCAAACAAUCAUCGGUCGAAGAGACGACUGCCCCUACUCCGUCUACUCCAUCAAGCAGCUCGGCUGCUUUGCCCAAUACCGGGGGCUCCAGCUCGAAUUCGCCGUUGCCAGCUUCGCCAGUCAAGUACAGCAAUCCCACGAACCUAACCAUCGGAGCUCGCUUGGAGGCUCUAAACGCGGAGGGCAACUGGAUGCCGGCCAGGAUUGUGGAGGUAAACGAAACCGAGCAGACACUGCUAGUUCGCUUCGAACGCAACCACAAGCAAAAGACCUCGCCGUCCACGAGCGGCGGCUCCCAGGAAUGGAUGGCCAUCAAGUCGGAAAAACUCCGCCAGCGGCUCAGCAAUCGGGUAUUGCCAGUUUUUGCACUGGACGAGAAGUGCAUGGCCCGCUGGUCGGGGCCGCGCAAGUUCCCCGGCACCGUGCGCAAGCUGCUUGGCAACGAUACCUACGAGGUACUCUUCGACGACGGAUACAUAAAGAACGUUCGAGCGGUUCACAUGAACAAGUUGCCCAGGCAGCAACUGCCACCUGCUGAGGCAGCCGGAAGUGCACCCAUCAACGCAGAAGUGGCAGGAGCAGCUGCUGUACCUGCUCCUGGAACAUCAACAGCGGUCCUGCCUCAGGCUGUGAAAAGGCCAAGUACUGGAAGCAUUCCCAGCUCCGUCUCUACCAGCAAGAAAAGCAAGUCCACGCCCCAGCGCAAGGAUUGGCCUCUGUUGGAUAUGUCUAGUCUGGAUUUGGUUGCUCUGGGACUUCCGGAUAUUCCACACGACGGAGAGUGGACGUGCCAUUGGGUUAACGACCAACCCAUUGGCACCGAAGGUUUCCUAAUCGUUGGCGAGCACCAGAAGCCUACGGUUAUUGUGGAGGACUGGCGACUGCCUCCCGGCUGGAUCAAGCACAUGUACCAACGCUCCAAUGUGCUCGGAAAGUGGGACGUUAUCCUAGUCUCUCCCAGUGGCAAACGGUUCCGCUCCAAGUCGGACCUGAAGGUGUUCCUCGAGUCACAGGGUCAGAUCUACAACCCAGACAUCUACGAUUUCAGCAUUCACCGUAGAAGAGCCAAGGACAUAAACGCCUAUGUCUACACACACGAUUACAAUCCACAGCCGCCGCCAAAACCGAAGCCGAUGGAUGUUUCCCUAGACUCGACACUGGAUCAGAGCAACACCACAUUGUCCUCGCUGCCCUCGACCCCGUUACCCGUGAAGGACAGUCAGUACAUGGAAGCGCCAGUGGCUUCGCUAGUGCCGCCUGCGGAGCUUAUGUCGCCUCAGGCUCAGGUCGGAGAUGACCCCAAACCCAAAACGACUCCAGAACUGUUGGAGGCAAUAGAGGGCAGUGCCGGUUUGAGCUUGGAAGGUGAUCCAGGCUUGGUCGAAAAUGGAUUUGCUUUUAUUGGCGGUCUGAAAGUUCAGAUACAGGAGAACCUAUAUGUUUGUCCCCGCGAGGGCUGUGGAAAGACCUACCGCAAGGAAGACUUUCUGCUGAUUCAUAUUCGACACUACCACAAGGAGUUUGCCGAGUAUGUUAGUCACUGCCCAAAGAUGCAGGAAUUGGCGGUAAAACGCACGCACGCCUCUUCUAUCGAGCAGGGUGAUGGGGCGCCCAAAAACCAAAUACCCAAUCAGCAGUUCUUCGCCAAGGUGCACCAACAGGACGUACAGCAGUCGCGCACGUUAAAACGCCAAGCUCUUCCAGUCACAGUCACGCCACCUAGACCCUCUGGCACUCCCCCUGUAGUUUCCCCUGCCAAGGCAGUAGUUUCGCCCAAGCAAGAGCCUUUGGGGCCCGUGACCCCCGCGGUAGAGAACACCAAUAUUACAGAAAAUAAGCCUCUGGAGCCAGCUCCAAGUCUCCCGCUGAGCUCCGCCGCUCGGUCCAGCAAACGAGCUCGCUAUUCACCCACAAAGCGGCCUUCAGGGUCGCGGAAAAGUAAUCGACAGCGCACCCAGCGUCGCAGUAAUUUGACGGACAGUCCUGGCCAGAAUCCAAGCGAGCAUGACACCGAAGAUACAAGGCUGUCCUUCAACACGCCCACAUCGGAUCUUCGCACCGACUCCAAGAAGAGACGCAUGGGUCCUGCUGGCACUCCAAUCAGUUCCAUUGAUUCCCCCGCUACAGCGGACUCUGGAUCGACGCCAUCAUCCAAUGAUCAGGUGGAUAUCAACGCCGCUUUGGCACCACCGCCAGCAGAUACGCUUGGAAAAGCGCCACAGUACAUCAAGGAGAAUGGAGAACUUAUACGGAUAGUCCGUAUGCGGCAGGAGGAGAUCAUUAACUGCAUUUGCGAAUACGGCGAAGAGGAUGGGCUGAUGAUCCAGUGCGAGCUGUGUCUCUGCUGGCAGCACGGCGCCUGCAACGGUAUUAUCAAGGAGGCCGAUGUUCCAGAGAAGUACGUCUGCUACAUUUGUCGUAAUCCGCAGCGCGGACGGGACUCAAUGCGGUUCAAGCACGACCAGGACUGGCUCUUUGAGGGCAAGCUGCCUUCGGCUGCGUAUCAUACUUCGAAUCCGCAGGCCUUCAAACAGGCUGACAUGUUGAAGCGCUCCCACACACUUACCGGCAAUCUCCUGGACGCCAAGCGCUCAAUGCACUCGCUGCAGGUCAAGAUCAACAUUGCUCGCAACAGAUGCCAUCCGAAACUGUAUUUGUGGGCCAAGAAGUGGGACGAGGACCAUGUGGAUGGCACUGCAGUGACACCAAUUAAGCGCCCAAAGUCGGAGAAUACUCAGGACUUCCCGCAUAUUCCCCAGCCUGAGGCAGCCAUCGAUCCAGAAGAGUGCCAGUACCGUCUGAUAGAACACGUGAAAGUGCAGCAGGCCCUAAUUUUGAACCGACUUAAUGACAUCGAGGCGGAAAUGGAUGAGCUCGAAAAAGACGACAGCCUUGAUGACUUGAAGAAUAACGACGAUAUCUCAACGACCAAAGAAGCUAUGGCCACGUUCAUCAAAGAGCUCGAAACAUUAAAGCGGCUCGCGCGCCUGAACCAAGUGGCCAAUCUGAAGCAGAGCCUUAAAGAUCCCGUAACCAAUCCUCCAGCUUGAUUCCAAAGUAAUCUAUGAAGUUAGAAUUAAAGAAGCAGUUACUGAGUGAUCUGUUAGGGGGUUGUCUUUCAGGAGUUUCUGCAAGUCGCAGAUGAAUCUUUCAUACAAACUUCAAUGAAGAGAUCCAAUUCCCAGUUAUACUUCUAAACUGUUGAAUGUUCUUUGGUUUAUUUUUAUGAACAAACCCCUUUUUUACAUUAAUAUGAUACUUAAGAAACCCAUUUGAAGUGUUAAAAAAUAUAAAAUGGCUUGAAAGCUUAAAGUUUCUUCUAAAGGCGUAUAAUUACAUAAGAUUCUGUAAUGCAAAAAAUUAUAAUUUCAAGGUUUA
Drosophila ananassae is the source of this 4063-nucleotide messenger RNA. RefSeq lists its product as uncharacterized. Gene Ontology annotation, cellular component: NSL complex. Gene Ontology annotation, molecular function: DNA binding. Gene Ontology annotation, biological process: regulation of transcription by RNA polymerase II. The transcript is spliced from 5 exons. Bases 181 to 3735 code for a protein of 1184 amino acids. NCBI's taxonomy places the organism in Eukaryota, Metazoa, Arthropoda, Insecta, Diptera, Drosophilidae. The record is from RefSeq and is a predicted model, not a curated record.